CCGGCCCACUCCAAUAUCGUGUGGUGGAGUUAGGUGUCGACACACCAGUUGUAGUAUGGCGGCCACAACGGACAGACUGAUUGGAAAAUUUGGCAGUUAACCGGAUUAAAAACUUGUAAAACCCUGCUUGAUUUUGGCCCAUAGGGUGGUGAUUUUUGCCAUGGCUGCUACGGAGAACAAUAUGACGCCGACCAAAGUGCGCUGGAAGGAACCCUCGCCUGUUACAUAUGGGAAGGUGGAAGUCAAACAGGUAGAACAUAGCGUAGUGCCUCCCGGUUUGGAGAGGGUCCAGUCCUUCGGGAGUGAGUCGGAACUGGACAUCCACCUCGCCUCGUCGCGAGCCAAGCGUCCCCCGGGUGUGCCUCGGGGCGUCCUGGUCAGCUCGUCCGCCGCCAUGAUGUCGUCUGACGGUAACAUCACCCCCAGAGACAUCGAGAAAGCCGUGAAAACCAGAGCACGACCAAGAAAAGAGUUUGAGGGAACGCCGUUCUUAAGCAUAGACAACAUUUCUCCUGGGACAGUGUUGGCCAGAGCUGAGGAGGAGGCCGCGAAGAGAAAAAAUCGGAAACUGAGGAACGCACUUCACUCCUACGGCCAGCGCAUACCAUCUUCUCUGGGGGAGGCACUGGAAGCAAGUUUCGGCAUCCCUCCGCCACCUCCCUCCACCCCCCGGAUGACGAAUGGUUGGGGCCAGAGAAGCCGGUCACCAAUGAGAAAAGAGAGCGUACCCAGAGCAAAGACUCCUGGGUCCAAGAGACAGAGCGCUUCUAAACCUGACCGCAUGGCGUCAGGUGUGUCCAGAACGUCCACCAGGUGCACCAGUGUGAUGUCCGGACAGCAGGUGAUGUACCGGUCACCCAACACCAACCCCAGGAAACCUCCACACAACAUCAAGGCUCCGUUCAAACAGGGACCUCUUCCCGACAUAGAGGGUCUACAGGAGCGCCCCCUGUCGCCCAGUGAGGAACUGAAGGAGGUCACAGCUCGAGGUGUCCACCGGGUGAAGAAGGCCCUUCUCCGGGAGCCGUCACCAGAACCCGUCCGCAGCGGGGGGAGGCUGCUGAAGGCCAAAUUAAAGCCAUUGUAUCCAGUGGCGCAGUUACGCGGACCAACCAUUCGCCAAUGUAGGGGUGUGCUAGCAGAGCGCUACGAACAAGAAGAGACCAUGGGUAAGCUGAAGUCCCGGAAGGCGGAACUCCUGGAGCAGCUGCGCGCCAGACAGCUCAUCCCGGAGUCCAUCCACCUGACGUCUGAAGCGUCGGAACUCACCGAGUCAGAGGACGAGGAGGACAGCCAGGAGGACGAGGAAGCCGUCAAACAACUGGAUGACUUCCAGGAUUCUGACGACGAAGAUGAUGGUGAUGAUGACCUAGUAGAUGAUGAUGAUGAUGACAAUGAUGAUGAUAUCGGACCCAGCGGCCUCCCUCCCACCACUCCCCCUCCCCCGUGUAGUCCCACCGACGAGGCCGCAGACUUCGACUUUCCCGUCGUCAACGGUGUUCCGCCAGAUAACGAGGAAAGAACUACCGAGACAAAAACUGACGAAGAGGAGAAACCCGACAGUGGAAAAGAAAACAGGAAAAAGCCACAAAAGAAGGAUCGCUGCAAAGAGAACAAUGAAAAGAACGACAGAAGGAAAGACGACGAUGAAGAAGGGGAGGGAGGUGGAGGCGGUAGGAAAAAUUCAGGCGGUUCUAAAGUUACACGCACAGGCCCAAACUCUGUAGCGCGUAAAGAAAGUACUUCGACAAAGCCAAACAAUGCUGCUAAAGACGGUGCCAAACAGACAAAGACUAGGAAACAGUCACGCGGAAAGAGGGUUCACGGUCCCGUGUCGUCCAAAGCCAGCAAGCGGAGUCCAAGAAACCCGAAAAGUGCAGGCAUGGCGUGGGAGCUGAAGAGAAUACGUCAACUGAAAUGUGGGAUAUGUGGAACCUUUACCUACAAUAUGGUAGACUUUGGGGAAACGACGGGAUACUGCGUUUGUGAGAAAUGUCACGAAAACAACGGCCAACCGGUGGAACAAGAUAGUCCUGUCGAAGAGCCAAGGGAAGACACUAAACGUAAGAAGAGGAGAGUGAGAUUUGUAGACGACAAGCCAAAUCCUGAACUAGAAGUCAUGAAGGACAAGUGGAGUAGACUAGACGAGGACAUCAUGAAAUCCUUGCAAACACUGACAUCUCUCAAGUGUUACAGAGACAGUGGUGAACAGGUACAAAGACACCAGGAUGACAACGAAGGAACGAAAGACAAGUGCAAUAUCAGUAGUGAAGAAGAGUCGGACGAGGAAUAUUUCUCUGCGGACUCAGAUUUCGAGGAUGGACCUGGGUAUGAAAGAACCAAAAUGACCAUACCAGACCUAAAAGAGUUCAAGGACACAAAGGUUGAAGGAAGUGACAGUGGACAAGGAAGUGACGUAUCGUCGGAGCAAGGCACGGUGGGAAGUGAAGCCGGAAGUGACGUAGGUCAAGUGGAUGUCAAGGUGGAGUACACAGUAAAACAAAAGAAAAGACCAAAAACGUCGAACGUCCGACCGCAAGAUGUAGAAAUGAUAUGUCGAGAAGUCAGAAAACUGCUGGCGAAUGCAUGGGGACAGGAAACACUGAAGAACUUGGAAGAGACUCCGCCCAAACCCAGACGAAAGACAACCACAGCGGUAAAGGAGAAACCUGCCCCGGUUACCCCGGCACUACGUGUAGUCCCGGCCUCGACGUUCCCUCCGCUGUGUUUCCAGAUUAACGCCCUCCCCCCGCCUGGCCACCUGUUCUACUUCGCCUAUGGAGCUGACAUGAACCCUGACAGAAUGGCCACGUACCUCGGAAGUGAGAUCGAGGAAAGGCGAUGGGGUCUUCUGUAUGGGUUCGACAUCUUGUUCAACAAGAAAGGUUUUGACAGAGCUGCCGGCAGCUUUCCCAACAUUGAGUUUAACCCUCUGCGGUCUGUGGAAGGCUGUGUGUACGACAUGACUCAGGACCAACUCAGUGUUCUGGACAGUCACAUGGGUUAUCCACUGCAUUACGCAAAGGCCGUCCUGCCGGUGUGGGUGUCGAACUGUGCCGACCCGACCGCCCUGGGUGUCGCGCAGUACUGUGUGCCUGCCGUCAUGUACAUAGCUCAGGACGAGUGGACAGGAGACCGUCACUACGGACUGCAGCUACAGUGUUGGGCAAUGUCUCCAGGGCGGGGACCUGUUAACACCUGGGUACAUCAGACACCUGGAACAGCUGCAGCUGCAGGCGCCACGUGUGGCGGCAUCUGUGGCUUAGAAUCUACUAUCGAGAAGUUGUUCUUCAGAUUUUGUUGUGGGGUGGGGGUCACGUUUGCUUUAUCAUUGUUUACAUGAAAACUAGUGAGAAUCUAUGACGGAUGAAGACCACAAGCCAACAUAACUCGUGUAUUUAAGUAUUACAUCGCAUGGGUAUCUCGCGGUCCAUGUUUGUACAACCAAGGACAUUGGAACACAUUGGUACAACAUAUAUAUUAUGUUAUUGAUAGAUAACAAUCUUUGUGAUUUUAAAGACAGUUCAGUUGUAUUAUGUGUAUGUACAUAAGUCUGCACAUUGUUGGUGAAAUCACAGGUAAUCUUUUUUUCUAACCAUAUAUAAUAAUCAUAUUUCACGUCUACACCACAUAUAAUGUUUCUUCAUAAAUAUUCUGGCAAAACAUCUGUACAUAAUAAUCUGUACACAAUCGUCCUGUAAUUUUGAAGAAAACGAUUAUUCUUGUGACCAACACACAAAAUGGUACAUAACAAUCAGAGGAUUAAAAUAAAUUGUACAACAGUUUAACAGACUCAGCAUUUCAUUUACAUGUAGUAAUAUUGUUAUAAAAAUCGAUGACAUUUUAAGGUAACGUACUCUACAUCAUACAUAACGAUAUUAAGUGAUAACUUGAAUGAGAAAAAAGGUAUUAGCAUUCUCUACCCACGUUACAUAUAUGCAUCUAUACUUUAUUUUAGGGAACCGAAUCCAUAUGUUAGGCCAUACGAUUAAUAUACAUAUUUAUUAAUAAACAGGCAAACUAAAAGUACUAGUCCACACACAUGGAAUAUAGAAAGUUUCCC
This is a messenger RNA of Branchiostoma belcheri (Belcher's lancelet), 4063 nucleotides long. RefSeq lists its product as uncharacterized. The record is from RefSeq and is a predicted model, not a curated record. Lineage: Eukaryota; Metazoa; Chordata; Leptocardii; Amphioxiformes; Branchiostomatidae. The transcript is spliced from 16 exons. Bases 161 to 3343 code for a protein of 1060 amino acids. Gene Ontology annotation, molecular function: gamma-glutamylcyclotransferase activity.